Messenger RNA from Musa acuminata AAA Group (dessert banana), 2625 nucleotides. RefSeq names its product exocyst complex component EXO84C. The coding region runs from base 146 to 2464 and encodes 772 amino acids. The record is from RefSeq and is a predicted model, not a curated record. The transcript has 7 exons. Gene Ontology annotation, biological process: Golgi to plasma membrane transport; exocytosis; intracellular protein localization. Gene Ontology annotation, cellular component: exocyst. NCBI's taxonomy places the organism in Eukaryota, Viridiplantae, Streptophyta, Magnoliopsida, Zingiberales, Musaceae.
AUUCGCCCUGAAAGCGAGCCCUACCUUUUUCUUGGAAUCCUCCCUGUCACCAAGAUGCAAGCUUUCCGUCCUCGUCUGUGACGACGGACUCCCACGGCAGGGAGAAAGAAGAAGAGGAAGAGGAAGAAGCAGGGGAAUAGAUCAGAUGGAGAGCAGCGAGGACGACGACGAUUUCCCCACGCAUGAGUGGAUCACUCCGCAGUCCAGCAUCAACUCCAUCUACCAAUCCCAUACCGAAAAGGGUAUCAGGAAAGUUUGUUCUGAGCUCCUGGAAUUGAAGGAUGCUGUUGAAAACCUAUCUGGGAACAUGCAGUCAAAGUAUCUAGCCUUCCUCAGAUUAUCCGAAGAGGUUAUUGAAAUGGAGCAGGAGUUGAUGGAACUACAAAAGCACGUUUCUGCUCAAGGAAUCCUUGUACAGGAUCUUAUGAGUGGUGUUUGUCGAGAAUUAGAAGUAUGGAACAAAUGUAAUGGUGAAGAACCUGAUUCUGAGGAAGAGCUUACUGAAAUCAAUCGGUUGCUGCAUAAUGAUCUGGAGGAUCCCAAGAUCAGCUUUCUGGAUACCAUAGAUGUCCUUUUGGCAGAGCAUAAAGUAGAAGAAGCACUGUUAGCUAUAAUAACAGAGGAAAGUAACUCACCAGAGCUGCAUGACUUGGAGGGGAAUCCAUCUGCUGAUGGCUCCUCAUAUAGGUUAGCAUUUCUUAAAAAGAAGGAAAUGCUUGUUGAUCAAAUCGUACGGAUUGCUGAGCAACCAUAUAUAUGCACUGCUGAACUGAGGAAAGCUGUGUCUGGCUUAGCUAAACUAGGGAAAAGUUCUCUGGCACUUAAAUUAAUGCUGAAUGCAUAUGAUUCCCGUCUUCAGAAAAACAUUGAGGCUUUUCUUCCGUCAUGUUCCAUUUACUCAGAGACAUACACUGCAAUUCUUUCUCAGCUUGUUUUCUCAACAAUAUCAGUGGCAACAAAAGAAUCCACCUUAAUAGUUGGAGACAUGUCUACCUAUAUGAACCGAAUUGUGCAAUGGGCUGAGGAUGAAAUAGAGUCUUUUGUCCAUUUGGUGAAAGAAAACUCCCCGUCACCUGAAACUGCUGCUGCCCUUCGUUCUGCCAGUGUUUGUAGUCAAGCUAGUCUUAGUCACUGUUCACUUCUGGAGUCACAAGGAUUAAAAUUCUCGAAGUUGAUUAUGGUACUCUUGCAUCCUUAUAUAGAUGAGGUUCUUGAUAUGAAUUUUAGGCGAGCCAGAAGAAGGAUUAUUGACUUGACAAGGAAUGAGAAUGUUGCACUUAUGUCUUCUCAGUUAGAUUCACUACUUUCUGUCACUACACCAUCAAAUAUCAUAUUUUCAAGCAUUGGGAAGAAGUUCAUGUCUAUAGUAGAAGAUAUAUUGGAUAAACUGACACCAAUGGUGGUAUUGCAUUUUGGAAGGACUAUUUUAAACAAGCUCCUCCAACUUUUUGAUAAGUACGUAGAAUUGUUAAUCAAGGCUCUACCUGGUCCUUCUGAAGAUGAUAACCUCAUUGAACAGAGAGAAUCUGAAGAUUAUAGGGCUGAAACUGAUGCUGAACAGCUUGGUCUUUUAGGUACUGCAUAUACAGUUGCUCUUGAACUUCUACCGAUGGCUGUAUCAAAAAUAAUUACCCCGCAAAUUGAAAACAAAGAAGUGGGUGGUGGAUCUUCUGAAAGCAUAUCUAUUGUUGCUGUUAGUUCUGUGGAAUACAAAGAUUGGAGGCGACAAUUGCAACAUUCAUUGGAAAAGCUUAGGGACCAUUUCUGUAGACAGUAUGUCUUGACCUUCAUUUACUCGCGGGAAGGAAAAGCAAGAUUAGAUGCUCGGAUGUAUUUGGAAGGAAAAGGAGAUGACCUUUUCUGGGACUCGGACCCACUACCAUCGUUGCCAUUUCAGGCAUUGUUUGCAAGGUUGCAACAAUUAGCUAGUGUGGCAGGGGAUGUCCUCCUGGGGAAGGAAAAGAUACAAAAGAUUUUACUUUCACGGCUAACAGAGACCGUAGUUAUGUGGCUUUCGGAAGAGCAAGAAUUCUGGGAUGUAUUUAAAGAUGAUUCUGCUCAACUUCAGCCACUUGGAUUGCAGCAGUUAAUACUUGAUAUGCACUUCAUAGUUGAAAUUGCGGUUUGUGGGGGAUACUCAUCCAGAAACGUCCAUCAGCUUGUCUCAGCUGUUAUAACACGAGCAAUCGGAGCUUUCUCUGCUAAAGGCAUAGAUCCACAAAGUGCACUUCCUGAGGAUGAGUGGUUUGUCGAUGCUGCUAAGACGGCAAUAAGCAAGCUUAUGCUGGGAACGUCAGAAUCCGAAAUGUCUGAACCUGACGAGCACAUGGUUGUUAAUAGUGAGAUCUCUGAUUCUGAUGAAAGCCUUUCGAGUCCAUCUAUCAUCGAGUCCGUAGAUUCUUUUGCUUCAGCAAACAUGGGUGAGACUGACAGUCCCGUAUACUUCACUGAUCCAGAAGCUUGAAGAAGACGGUAAUGUGAUUCUCGUUACUAAAUUGACCACAAUUAUUAAGUCUUAUCCCAUUUAAUUUGUUGACUAAGUCUUGUUGUCUUAAAAUUAAAUUGUUGUUGAUUGUGCUCACCAAAUUUUCUGCUAUUGAAGGGGAGGAUUGUCCACUUGUAGAA